CGAGAUCUGUAUCUUUCUGGCACUUUCCGAGAGUUAGCUUCUCGUAAUCUAAAAACUGUUGCUGCUGGGGCAUGCUGCCUGCAGUUCUGGGCUGGAAAAAGAGGCUAGUGGUGCAGUCACUUUCUGAUCUCAGCCUAGGCAGGGGUCAGAGUGAAAUAGUUCCGAUGCAUAGGUAACAAAGGUAGUCUGUGCUUGAUUUAUUAUAAGUAUUUAACUGCACAGACCUUUUACCAGAAUUGCUAUCCGAAAUCGCAGUAGUUCAACAAGACAGAACAACGUACAGUUUUUAAUGUUUUCGGGAUUAUUUUAUAUUAUCAAUAAUCUCAAGCAUGAACAGUGAUGAGGGAUACAGUGGGAACUGAAAUCGAUGUUCUUAUUUAUACGCAACUGUUAAUUUGCACAGCAGUAUUAAGUGGAUUACAGAAAUCUCAAUUACUUAACAAUUUAAACUUUUUGUUUUUGGACUAGAGCUGGGGUAGAAGUAUAGAAACACGUCAAUUAGAAUCACGAGUGUAUACAAAUGUAAUUGACUAUGGAUAGUAAAUAAAAAUAAUAUUAGCAAGAUUUGCAGCCUGCAUGAAAGCGUAACUUUAGGAAAAGGAACCGUAAACGUCGUAACCUAUGUCGCUAAGCAGAGUUGAAGGGUUGCAGGCCAGAAAACAAAAAGUGAUUGGGACAUUACAGAAAUUCAUUUCCAAUUUAUACUGGCACGUUUGGUGAGAGAAAGAAAAGUGGUUUUGAUUAAUGUUAAUUGCUUGUUCCGCAAAGAAAGGCGAACCGAAUUUCUGUCCACUGCAUGGAACACUGAGCUGUUGAAACAGGUCCAACCCUAGAGAGAAUUACAAGGUGCAGGUACAGUGUAUUUGCCAUGGAACUGAGAUCAGAGAUGCCCAGUGCAUCUUCGGCUGCCACGAGCGCCUCCCCAGCGGCUGUUGCUGCCGCCGCCGCGGCAGCUGCUGCUUCGUUGCCGGUCAUGGCCAGCAGCCUGCUGCGCGGCCCGCCGCUAUUACUGCGUGCUUCGGAGAAGUACCCUCGCACGCCCAAGUGUGCGCGCUGCCGGAACCAUGGCGUUGUGUCAGCGCUGAAGGGUCACAAACGCUACUGCAGGUGGAAGGAUUGCAUGUGUGCUAAGUGUACACUAAUAGCGGAGCGGCAGCGGGUCAUGGCAGCUCAGGUUGCGCUACGGAGGCAGCAGGCCCAGGAAGAGAACGAGGCGCGCGAGUUACAGCUGUUGUAUGGCACGGCGGAAGGUCUCGCGCUGGCUGCAGCCAAUGGCAUCAUCCCCCCACGGCCAGCUUACGAGGUGUUCGGGACAGUGUGCAGCAGCACCGGGAGCGGAGAGCAUCCCACCCCUGCAACCUCCUCAGAUACUAAACUUCAAAAGUUUGAACUCUUUCCCAAAAAUUUGUUGCCAAGGUCACUGACCCCACAACAGUCCUUGACCAAGCCAGCGUCCACUGACACUGAAUCCGUUACAGGAAGCCUGCCGGGUACGUCUUCCCCAGAUGUUCGUCAUGGCUCUGGUUCGGAAAAUGGUGAUGGAGAGUCAUUUCUUAGUUCGCCAGUCUCCAAAGUUAUUAAAGAAGGAGAAGAAAGUCCCGAGUCGAUUAGUCCUCUGGGUACAGAUUCGGGUUCUGAGCCGGAAAAGGACGAGCAAGAUCCCUCUUCUUCUGGCUCUCGUCAGCGAACUCCAAUUGAUAUAUUAACGAGAGUGUUCCCAACUCACAAACGGAGUAUUCUAGAGCUGGUACUUCAGGGCUGUAGUGGCGACGUUGUUCAAGCUAUCGAACAGAUUUUAAAUAACAGAGGUCAAGACAAGAUGUCGGAAGAAUCCUGGUCAAGAGAUACUUCACUUCAAACUGUUCAGUCACCUUCAGCAUCCACUCACAGACCUAUGGUGGCUGGAGCUAUGGCACCUGCAAUUGGGACAUUAGGUAACAGGUCAGCGUUUUCUCCACUGCAGCCCAAUGCCUCUCAUUUUGGAGCAGAUGCCGCUGCCUACCCCAUUGGUGCUCACCUAGGACUCAAUCCUUUGCGCUUGGCAUAUUCGGCUCACAGUAGAGGGCUUGCCUUUAUGACUCCAUAUUCGACAACUGGUCUAAUGCCCACUCUAGGCUUUCGACCACCAAUGGAGUAUACCUUCAGUGACCUCAUGAGGGACAGAUCUGGUACACACAAAGACCAAAUGUACACCAAUGGACUCUAUGGACCUUUAGUCAAUAACACUUCCGAUAAACAAUAAGUUGAAACCAACAGCGAACGUCAAAUUGUUCCUUUCGAUGCAGUACUUGUUUCAACUUACAAUGAAAGUCUUUCAUUAAUACAAUUUUCAGACACUUGACUGCAGGAGAUUUUCUCUCCCAUAAAAUAAAGUAAACUUGCAAAUACUUAGUUUGCUUUUGUAGUCUUGCACUUUCCCUGCAAUAAGGAAAAACGGAGAAUUUACAUAUUUGGUUGACUUCUAGACAUUUUGAAAGUACUAAUUCUGACUCUGUUAUUUAUGGACUAAUUUUGUUGUUAAAAUUAUUUCUUUUUUACUUCAUCAAGAGCGGAUUAAAAUUGUCUAUUUCUGGCACUAAAGACUUAUUUGGAAAAGCUGCCUAUUCUGAAACACCUAUUGUAAAAUAUUACAAUACUGCCGUAGAGGUAUCUGUCAAUAUGGAUGUUAGAGCCAAAAUGUUGGUGUUGUUACAUGAUGAUGUUAGUAUGGGCGCACACACACAUGCAUAUAGAGGAAUAUAAAUGAUAAGUUAUUAUUCUUUUUUUAAUGGAAGCCAACAAGUUAUUGAGUUUUGGACUUUUACAACUCUUCAUGAAGUGAUUAAAUCUAUUAUCAUAUGGUGGACCAUUUAUUUUUUUGGGGGUGGGGCAAA
Molecule: messenger RNA, 2873 nt
Organism: Protopterus annectens (West African lungfish)
Lineage: Eukaryota; Metazoa; Chordata; Ceratodontiformes; Protopteridae
Gene: DMRTA2
Product: DMRT like family A2
Exons: 2
Coding region: 869-2242 (457 amino acids)
Biological process (GO): germ cell development; sex differentiation; regulation of transcription by RNA polymerase II
Cellular component (GO): nucleus
Molecular function (GO): DNA-binding transcription factor activity, RNA polymerase II-specific; protein binding; RNA polymerase II cis-regulatory region sequence-specific DNA binding
Source: RefSeq, a predicted model, not a curated record